UAAUGAAUCUGAUGGAUCAUCCUAAUAUUAUUCGCUUGCUUAAUGCUUUUACUCCACAAAAUACGUUGGAAGAGUUUGACGAUUUAUAUUUGGUUAUGGAACUUAUGAAUGCUAGUCUUUGUCAAGUAACUGCUAUGGACCUUGAUCAUGAACGUCUCUCAUUUCUUCUUUAUCAGAUGCUUUGUGGAAUAAAUUAUUUGCAUAAAGCGUCAAUUGUUCAUAGAGAUAUAAAACCUAGUAAUAUUGUGGUCAAUUAUCAAUGCCGAUUAAAGAUUCUUGAUUUUGGACUUGCUCGUAAUGUCGAGGAUGAAAAUAUUGUAUUUUUCCCUGGCAAUGACUACAUCGACCAAUGGACAAAAAUUGUUGAUGGUCUAGGAUCGCCUGACAAUGAUUUUACAAAGCUGUUAACGCCAGAAGUUCGAAAUUAUAUUUUGAAACUUCCUUAUGUCGCAACUCGUGAUUGGAAAGAAAUAUUUCCUGAUAGUAUAUUCCCAAAGAAUAUUAAUGACCGAUUAAAUGCUGAAAAUGCUCGCGAUUUAAUAUCUAGGAUGCUUGUUUUAAAUCCUCUGCAGAGGUUUAAUAUAUUUUUUAUAAGAAAUAAUUUUUAUAUAAAAAUAUUAAGAAUCACUGUAUCCGAUGCUUUGAAAUUUCCUUACGUCAGUCUGGUUUUUGAUGGUCCGCCACCACCUCCAUAUAUUGAUCCUGACCAUUCACCGGAUCUUUCCCUGGAACAAUGGAGAGAGUUGCUUUUCAAGCAGAUCAAAGAUUAUGAGAAUACUCAUGACAUUUUUGGCAUUCAAAGCAAUCCAGUACCCAAUGAGAUGAGUGAAGAUGAAAAUUCAUGA
This is a messenger RNA of Meloidogyne enterolobii, 845 nucleotides long. NCBI's taxonomy places the organism in Eukaryota, Metazoa, Nematoda, Chromadorea, Rhabditida, Meloidogynidae. The record is from the annotation of a GenBank genome assembly.